This is a messenger RNA of Hemibagrus wyckioides, 2384 nucleotides long. RefSeq lists its product as uncharacterized. Bases 1411 to 2382 code for a protein of 323 amino acids. Lineage: Eukaryota; Metazoa; Chordata; Actinopteri; Siluriformes; Bagridae. Gene Ontology annotation, molecular function: catalytic activity. The record is from RefSeq and is a predicted model, not a curated record. The transcript is spliced from 2 exons.
CAAAAGACCAAGUUGGAUUCCAGCCAAGAACAGAAAUCUGAGCCUGCAGUGGCUCACCACAACUGGAUAGGAUUCUAAGACGUAUUUUUCUGAGCUCCGUCAAGUUGACCUACAAUUUCGGCUAAGUUUCCUAGUUUUCUAUCCUAGAGCACAACUUUUUAUAACAUCUUCACUAACUGAUAGUGCCUCACAACAUUCUCAUCCCAAACGCUUUUUAAAUCACUAGUUUUAUUUGUUUUUCUGAACACCCGCUUACAGCUUGUUAGCCCACUAGCACGCUAACCCGUUAGCCCUGCUAUUAGCACACUAACCCACUAGCCCGGCUAUCUCGAGUCUGUUUAGAUUUUACAUUUUCACCAAUUAUCUCUGUUAUUCUACUUCAUUUUAACACUAUCGGUUGUGGGUUUGCCUUUGAGUGCAGGUGAGGAUUCCUUCGAGCUGCACUUGGUGGAUGCGGAGCUGGAGGCCGUGGAGAAGCAGAUCCGCGACCUUCAGGUGAAGCUAGCCCAGCUGCGACAACGGAGAGACACUCACCUGUCCCAGGCUACCCGUCUCUGCCGCUACCCGUCUUCGAGAUCUCGACCCACAACCGCUUCGCUCCCCUACACGAGGCAGCACGCGACGCGGUGAUCAUCGGAGACUCCAUCGUCCGGCACGUCCGUGCUACCGCGGCUAAAGGUAAGGUGCACACUCGUUGUUUUCCUGGUGCUUGUGUUCUUGAUGUCGCUGCACAGGUACCGGCGAUCCUCACCAAGAACAUCGGAGCCGUGGUCCUCCAUGCUGGCACGAACGACAUCAGGCUGAGGCAGACGGAGAUCCUGAAGAAGGACUUCAGGAACCUGGUGGAGAAGGUUCACACCACAUCGCCCCCGACGAGGAUCAUCAUGUCAGGACCACUUCCCAUGUUCCAGCGAGGAAUCGAAAGGUUCAGCAGACUUUUCGCAUUUAAUGAAUGGUUACAGUCUUUAUGUCAAGAACAGAAAAUACCAUUUGUUGAUAAUUGGAAUGUUUUCUGGGAGCGUCCUAGGCUCUACCGUUACGAUGGCCUGCACCCAAGCAGAGCUGGAGCAGCAGUCCUCUCGGACAACAUCUCCAGGACACUGCACACCAUCUGACUGGUAAGUCAUUCCUCAGAUUAUAUCUAUAAUAGCUACUGUUCAAAUCACCAGACUAAUACAAGCUUACACAUAGCUCGUCCUAUAGAAACUGUGUCUGUUCCUCGAUUAGUGAGAUUAAAAGAUAAAUUUGUUAAUAACUCUCGAAAUAAUAUGAUCACAAUUAAUCCUGAAGAAGACCAAAUAAGUAAAGAAAAACAAUUUCUUAAGUUUGGGCUUCUGAACAUUAGAUCCCUUGCACCGAAAGCACUUAUUCAAAAAAACUUCAUUAUUGAAGUUAUUCAUUAUUAAUGAAAUGAUCUCAGAUUAUAGUUUCGACGCACUCUGUCUUACUGAAACCUAUCUUAGACCAAAUGAAUACAUUGGCCUAAAUGAGUCUACUCUGUCAGGAUAUUCAUAUAAGCAUGAGCCCCGUCAGACAGGUCGUGGUGGUGGUGUUGCAACAAUCUAUAAUAAUUCUCUUACCGUUACUCAGAAAACAGGACCCAGGUUUAACUCAUUUGAAGUGCUUGUCCUUAAUGUUGCACUCUCAGACAGGCAUAAAAAAUCCCUACUAUCUCUUACCCUGGCCACCGUGUAUAGACCCCCAGGGCCCUACGGUGUUUUUCUUAAUGAAUUUUCACAUUUACUCUCAGAUCUUUUGAUCAGUUUUGACAAAGUGUUAAUCGUAGGAGACUUUAACAUUCAUGUAGAUGAUGCUAACAAUGAGUUAGGACUUGCAUUUAUAGAUUUACUAAAUUCCUUUGGGGUUAAACAAAACAUUAGACCAACCCAUUGUUUUAAUCAUACACUAGACUUAGUUAUAUCACAUGGGACUGAUGUGUCCGAUAUAACCGUUCUACCUCAAAGCGAUGACAUCACAGACCAUCACCUCUUAAUGUACACUCUACCUGUAGAACAUAUUAGACACGUCUCUCCACGUUAUAAACUUGGCAGAACUAUAACCUCGACCACUAAAGACAGAUUUACAAACAAUCUGCCAGAUCUGUCUCAACUUCUUACUAGACCCCGAAAUGUAGAUGCACUAGAUGAAGUAACUAACCGCAUAGGCAAUAUUUUUACCAGCACACUAGACACUGUUGCCCCCAUCCGACUAAAAAAGGUCAGAGAUAAAACACCUGCACCGUGGUACAAUAGUCAUACUCACGCCCUCAAGAGAGCAACCCGUAACUGUAACUGUAGCAGUAAUCUGAUUCUGCUUUACAUGAAAAACUAUGAAAAAGAAAUGUUACUUGGUGACCGGUCAAAUAUCAACAAUAAAAGUUGAGC